AUGAGUCCCUUGCGCUUCCUUGACCUGGUCAAGCCGUUCGUGCCGUUCCUCCCUGAGGUUCAGCAGCCGGAGACCAAGAUUCCCUUCAACCAGAAGCUGAUGUGGACGGCCCUGACCCUCCUCAUCUUCCUCAUCAUGAGCCAGAUGCCCCUCUACGGCAUCGUCUCCUCGGACAACUCCGACCCCCUAUACUGGCUGCGUAUGGUCAUGGCGAGUAACCGCGGUACCCUCAUGGAGCUCGGUAUCACCCCCAUCAUCUCCUCCGGCAUGGUCUUCCAGCUCCUCGCCGGCACCCACAUGAUCGACGUCAACCUUGACCUCAAGUCCGACCGCGAGCUGUACCAGACCGCCCAGAAGCUCCUCGCUUUCGUCCUGUCCGCCGGUACCGCCACCGUCUACGUCUUCUCUGGCCUCUACGGCCCGCCCUCCGACCUCGGUGCCGGUAUCGUCUUCCUGCUCAUCCUCCAGCUCGUCGUCGCCGGCAUGAUUGUCAUUCUCCUCGACGAGCUCCUGCAGAAGGGAUACGGCCUCGGCUCCGGCAUCUCGCUCUUCAUCGCCACCAACAUUUGCGAGUCCAUCAUGUGGAAGGCUUUCUCUCCCACGACCAUCAACACCGGCCGUGGUCCCGAGUUUGAGGGCGCCGUCAUUGCCCUCUUCCACCUGCUCCUCACCUGGCCCAACAAGCAGCGUGCUCUGCAGGAGGCUUUCUACAGGCAGAACCUCCCCAACAUCAUGAACCUCCUUGCCACCCUGGCCGUCUUUGGCGCCGUCAUCUACCUCCAGGUCUUCCGCGUCGAGAUCUCCGUCAAGUCCUCGCGCCAGCGUGGAGCUCGCGGCUCGUACCCCGUCCGCAUGUUCAGGAAAUUAACCUCCUCGACACCACGAAGCCUCUUCCUUUGUCUACGGAGGCUUCGGGCCGCCGCGUGA
This is a messenger RNA of Verticillium alfalfae VaMs.102, 927 nucleotides long. RefSeq names its product transport protein SEC61 subunit alpha. Gene Ontology annotation, molecular function: signal sequence receptor activity; transmembrane protein transporter activity; ribosome binding. The coding region runs from base 1 to 927 and encodes 308 amino acids. Gene Ontology annotation, biological process: post-translational protein targeting to membrane, translocation; SRP-dependent cotranslational protein targeting to membrane, translocation. The record is from RefSeq and is a predicted model, not a curated record. Lineage: Eukaryota; Fungi; Ascomycota; Sordariomycetes; Glomerellales; Plectosphaerellaceae. The transcript is spliced from 3 exons. Gene Ontology annotation, cellular component: membrane; Sec61 translocon complex.